CCAUGCAAUCAUCAAUCGAAUGUGAACCUGACACUUCAUCGUCCCCAAACCAUCUGGCAAUCGCACUUGACGGCCUGCGAAUGAUUUUUGCAACUCGCACGCGGGCACGCACGCUCAUCUCCACCUCGAAUGCUCCUCAAGAACGACUAAAGUAGCACCCUACAAGCAGCCGGCGCACUGCGUCUUGCUUGACACAGUAGAUCGGCUUCGGUCCUCGAGGAAAACUUCGCUCGCCCAACUCGCCUCGUGCAUUUGGCGCAUCUCGAUUACCUGGCAGUCCGCUCCCUGCUCGACAAAGCGGCAUGCCAGGCAAACGGCCUUACCAAGGCCCGCCCUCAAAGGCCCGGAAUCCUUCGGGCACGACGAGUGGCAAGAAUGCUUCAGACAAGGUCAUCAAGAAGCAGAAACGCGGCCCAAGGGCCUACAUAGAUCUACCGCAAGCAUCAAAGCAGCCGGCCCGCGCCUGGAUUUCAAGCGAACAAGAGGACAACUCAGGAGAUGAAGACUUGCAAGCCGCGCUGGGUGCUGAAGAGAUGGCCGGAGAAGGAAUCGACAGUGAUGGCGAUGGAAAAGAGGGUAUCUCCCCGGAGUCGCACGCAAUGCACCUCGCAGAGAACGGCCUUUCGAGCAAAGGCAAAGGGAAAGCGUCGAAUGGCUUGGACUUCUUGCUGAAUUUGGAUGCUAAGGGGAUUAGCAAAUCGCGAGCCGAGUUGGCUCGAUUGAAGAAGCGCGAGCGCGCUCUGGAGCGUGCCAAAACUGCCAACCAGUCUCGAGAGGGCAGAUCGACCAGCGUGGGCAGCAGCAGCAGUAGCGCAAGCACGGACAUGCAGGGCUUGAGCGAUGACAGCGAUGCUCAAAAAAGUGUUCUGAGCGAGUUCAGUGAUACGGAUAGCCAGCUCUCAGACGAGGAUCGGGAGAUGGAUGUUGAAGCGGAGCAUGCCGCCCGCAUCAAGGAGGUGCAAGCACGUAAAGAUCGUGUCGAAGCACGUCAAAGCGCUGCAGCAGCAGAACGUAAGCUUCCUGUGCGCAGCAUGCGGGGAUGGGCAUCUGCCUCCGACUCCGAGUCUGGGCUCAGUGAUCGAGACAAUGGCUUUUCAGGCGCAAGGGACGCGGACAAGUCCCAGCAAAAGCCUAGCAGAGCAGUUCAUGAUCGCCUCCCAGAAGACGAGGAGACAGCGCGGGAAUCCACGGACGACGAAGAGCAACAGAAAGCCGCUCGCCGAGCAGCAAGCCGCGUGUCCACCAUCACAUCCAGUGCACGCUUCGGCAUGCUUGCGCCUUAUGAGAUCAUGGGGCUCAAGAAGCGAGGCGACCGCACACAGGCAGCAAGAGAGCAGAUUGCCAAGCUGGCCACGGACGUCGUCGCGGACCCGGAAAUGUCUCUCGGCCUGCUCAGAAGACUGGCUGUCUUCGCCAAUCGCAGCAUUCCUCCGCCGCCUGAUGCCGACAUCACGAACACUGACGGCAAGCGCUUUGUCGAUGAUGCUAUUCGAGGAGCGGCCAUCAUGAGCAUGUGUGCCGUUUUCACGGACAUCUUGCCAGGAUAUCGAAUCCGCCCACUGUCCGAAGCGGAGCGAAGAGAGAAGACGAACCAAGAGACUACACGCCGAAGGGAAUUUGAGCAGGGGCUCGUCGAUGUGUACCGACAGUAUCUCGAAACGUGCGACAAGGUCAUCAAUGCUCGUAUCGCACUUUCCGAAUUAGCACUACAGGCCAUGUGCGUGUUGUUGACACGUACGACCCAUUUCAACUAUCGAACAAAUCUCGUUCGUGCUUUAGUAUCACAGCUGUCGCGCCACGGUUGGAGUAAGUCGAGUGAGAUCAGCGCUCUCGCACUGAUCGAGGUGCUCAGCAAAGAUCUUAGCGGAGAGAUUUCCCUCGAGGUGGUGCGUCUACUGAACCGCAUGAUCAAGGAGAGGACAUACAGGGUCAAUGCACGGGUGUUGGAUCUUCUACUCCAUUUGCGCUUGCGCGACGAGCUAGGAAAUACCCGCGCAGACACACAGAGAGCGAGCAAAGGAGAGAAUGCGGACAAGCGCAAAGCUGGAAAGGACAAAGCGAAGCCGAAGGAGGUCCGGAAGGGGAAAGGCCAGCACUUGAGCAAGAAGCAGGUCAAGGAAAUGCGCGAGAGGGCGGAGAUCGAUGAAGAGAUGAAAGAGGCCAACGCCGAAGUCGACCUUGAAGAACGCGAGAAAAAUCAAACGGAGACCCUGAAGUUGUUGUUCGUGCUUUACUUCUCAAUCCUGAAGGCUCCUUCCGUGCCUGGUCCGUUGUUGGCCUCCUCGCUGGAGGGACUCAGUCGCUUCGCGCAUCGCGUCAACGUGGACUUCUUUCGCGAUCUUUUGGCUGUUCUACGCGCACACGUUGUCGAGGCUCGCCAGCACGCGGAGUCUGACCUGCUGCCUCGGCAUCCUUUGAAUGUGGAAGAGGAGGAGAAUGGGCCAGAUGCGGACUCAGCAAAAUACGACACGGCGGAGGGGAGCGAAAUGUUGCGUGAUGACCAAGCCUGGGGAGCUGGGGCGGUCAAGUCGCGCAGCGCCAGACGGGAUGGCGCCCGGGAAGCGCUUCAUUGUCUCGUCACCGCGUACGAGCUACUCUCGGGUCAAGGCGAGGCCCUCAACAUCGAACUGUCUGACAUGGCGGGACACUUGUACGCGAUCAUGUUGCCGCUAGCACUCUCACCAACGAUCGAGGAUCCUCCGGUGCUUCUGUCAUCUGGGACGAGCUCAGAGGCGCUGCUUGCUGGCGGGAUUAGCGGCAAGCACAACGGACCGCACAUGCAUAGCCAUCUUCUGCGCACAGAUGCUGACAUUCUUAUCAGAGCGCUGGAGCUGGCUCUGCUGAGGCCACGCAUAGCCACAUUCAGUUCUGAGGUCAAUGCUGCCUUCGUCAAGCGAAUGCUAGCCUGCGCCAUACAUCUACCGCCUGCGACUGCUUGCCGCCUGCUUGUGGUUGCUAAGAACUGUAUUGCCCGGGAUGAAAAACUCGAGGCGCUGCUGGACACCAAUGACCGGGCGAAGAAUGGAAAGUUCGACGGGGAGAGUGACAACAUAGAUGCUGCUAGGCCAUUAGCCGCUGGAGAGGCUGCGUGGGAACUUCACCUUCUCAUCCAUAGCUCCAACGCAGAUGUUGCUGCAGAGGCAAUGAAGCUUGCCAAUUUGCAAAGAUGAGACUCGCAGUGUCUCACACUCACCCUUGGCCUCUGGCAAUUCAUGCUCUUUUCCAGAG
Messenger RNA from Ceraceosorus guamensis, 3228 nucleotides. RefSeq names its product NOC3p-domain-containing protein. Gene Ontology annotation, biological process: DNA replication initiation. The record is from RefSeq and is a predicted model, not a curated record. Gene Ontology annotation, cellular component: nucleolus. Gene Ontology annotation, molecular function: chromatin binding. Bases 303 to 3170 code for a protein of 955 amino acids. Lineage: Eukaryota; Fungi; Basidiomycota; Exobasidiomycetes; Ceraceosorales; Ceraceosoraceae. The transcript is spliced from 4 exons.